AUAAUGAGCUUUGAUGAAGCACGAAACUGUUUUUGUCUCACUUCAUACUUACAAAUUGGCACUACAUAAGAUUGGACAACUAUGAAGAUUCUUUAUUACAUAUCGAUCUGCAGCCAUAAAGUACAACUCAACUUCAACAACUCUCCAGUUACUCAAGAACUAAGUGCCAGCGUCCCUGCAAAAUAUAUAACCAGAAAAGAAUAAUAAUAACUAUCUCAUCUGUAUGAGGUUGACUCUUUAGAUUGCUUGAAAUGAUGUCUAAAAGGCAAGAAAUACUCAACUUGUCCUACUUGUCGGACCAAGAAAAAGAGGCCAUUUUAAUUGUGUUAAAGCGUGAUGAAAACCUCAGGAAAAUAGAGGACAAAAGAAUAAGAAAAUUAAAAAAUGAUUUUCUGGAAAUCAAAAAGAAAGGUGCUAAAAUUCACCAACUACGUCAGAAUAGUGCCAAAAUCUGUGCCCGCUGCCAGGCGUCCCUGGGGCUGAUCUAUAAUCGAGGUAGUAUUUGUCAAACAUGUGAAUACCGAGUGUGCAAGGACUGCAAAGUAGUGGUGAAAGAUGGAGUCUGGAGAUGUACAGUAUGUGCCAAGACUGCGCAGAUAAGAAUAGUAACGGGAGACUGGUUUUUUGAAGAACGUUCGAAACGCUACAAAAACGGCACUGUCCUAGCAAGUGUCAUCGUCAGAAAGUCUAUAAAGAGGGUUGCAGUGCCUUCUACAGUACAGGAAUAUACUGAAAAAUCCAAUAUUGAUAUCAAAGAAAACACCACAGUGCCUGCAACUGUAGAUGGCCAUAGCCCUGGAAAGCGCAGUCUUGAUAAAAUAACCAGUCAAUAUCCCGGAAAAGGCGAAGAUAGUAGAAGCUUACGGUCCAACUGUGAUACUCAGAGCCUGCGAAGUACAAGAUCAAUGCCACGUGCCAACGGUCUUGACAGAAUACUUGCAAAGCAGACAAGAAGUGGAGAAGAUGCAAUCAGCAUUCAUUCAAACUUUGAUGCACAGAGCUUGAGAAGUAUCUCAUCGAUCCCUCGCUCUGAAAGGAGAUCCAGACAAGAUAUUCACAGUCUCCCUGAAGCUUCCCAAGCAGAGUAUCUACACAAUGGCCAAGACAAUGUUGAUGAAAUCAGUCAAGCAAGCUUUAAAGUUGACUCCCGCUCUGAAUCAAAGCGCAGCUCGCCAAUUUCUAUUCGUGAAAGUGUCCAUUGCUUAGACCCAACUGGCAGUAUCAAUUCACAGACAGCCACUCAAAGCAACAGUUCCUGGACCAGCACAAGUUCUGUGGUGCAUCACAAUUCUCCCACCCCCAGUAAACGAAGUGUAGCCUCCAACUACAGCCUCACGCAUUCAAUAGGAAGUGCAAUGAAAAUAAGCUCUAGUAUACCUGAGGACAUAGGAAAGAGACAUAAAAGACGUGGUUCUGGCACUCCAUCAUUGACCUUAUCUCGAGUAUCUAUAGGAUCUGAUCACAGUCGGUCUGAGAUGGAUCUCAGAAGACAGUUUCCAGAGGGGAAUGGGGAAACAGGAAGUAUAAGGAGCAGAUCUGUUCCAGGGGGAUUGAACACUAAUUUGGAAUAUGUAGAUGAAAAUGAAGAGGAUUUUACAGACAUAGUGCCAUACCAACCAGCCAGUUUACGAGGUGGAUAUUCUGUUACAAGUCUUAAUAGCGUGACAAGUGGCAACAGUGAAAUUUGGGACUAUGAUAAUAUGAAAGUCACGGGGAAAAUCACACUGACCCUUAAUUACAGCUACAAAACAGGCGCUUUGAACAUUCUGGUGAAAAACUGUAAAAAUCUUGCAGUGGCCGAUGAGAAGAAGAACAAAACUGACCCGUAUGUAAAGGCAUAUCUUCUUCCUGAUAAGUCACGUCACAGCAAACGGAAGACAAAAAUAAAGACCAAUACAGCUAAUCCUGAGUUCAAUGAAGUGCUCAAGUAUGUAAUCAGUCACACACAGUUAGAAACUAGAACUUUACAACUGUCUGUUUGGCAUAAUGACCGGUUUGGACGUAAUAGUUUCUUAGGUGAAGUGAAUAUUCCCCUCGAUACAUGCAAUUUUGAAAAUCAAGAAGAUGUGUGUCUUGCUCUGCAACCCAAGAUGGAUUCGACAUCAGAAGUAACUCUUCAGUAUAAAGGAGAAAUUAUAAUUGGCUUACACUAUACACCUCCAGAAAAAAACUUAACUCUUCCUCUGGAAUCAGUAUCAACAGGAAAGAAAAGUUUCAGGAGGUCAAAGAAAGUUCCUAUGCCGACAGGAGGAAUACUUGAAGUAUUUGUUAAAGAGGCCAAAAAUCUAACUGCAGUGAAAUCAGGGGGAACUUCAGACACAUUUGUUAAAGGAUAUCUACUGCCAGAAAACAGCAAAUCCACAAAGCACAAAACUCCCAUAAUUAAAAAGACUGUGAACCCUCAGUGGAACCAUACCUUCACCUUCACCAGCCUUCAGCACAAUGACCUGCAAAAUGUCAGCCUAGAGCUGACAGUGUGGGAUAAUGAAUCCUUGUCAAGCAACAUAUUUUUGGGUGGUGUCUGCUUAGGCUGUGGCAGUGGUAUAAGUUAUGGAAAUGAAGUUCCCUGGAUGGAUGCCCAGGGUGAAGAGAAGUAUUUGUGGCAAAAGAUGAUGGACAAUCCUGGAACCUUAGUAGAAGGAAUCCUCAUGCUAAGAUCCACCAUGGCCAGAAGCAAGAAUAUGAACCAGAACUCUUAGAUCUCAGAAGGAUCCUAGCACAAGUUAUGAGCAGGCUGUAAUUUAUUUCAUGUUUAACAGGAUUAUCUUGCUUGCUUUUACUGUAAUGUGUUUUUAAUAGUUAACUGCCAUGCCUGUAGUACUGUAACAAGAUGGCAGUUACCAUGAUUUGUAUAUUUGAUUCAUUUCUUGCAUGUAUUGUAAUGUAGUGCCAAUUACAUUUCUAGAUACAUGUCUGUGAUAUGCAGCAUUCUUUAAAAAGACAGUUACCUCUAUUUUUAUAUAUUGUUGUACAGGUAUGUCUGUUCUUACCAUAGAAAGUCCAGAUGUUAUAGAUAAAUGUAUUUACCUACUCCAAGUUCAGGUUUGCUCAAUGCAGGUUGAGCAGCAAGAACCCUAAAGGGGUUAUCUAGGACUUAAAUAUAAAAAAUCUGACUUUCAGAUAGAUCAUCAAUAUAAGAUCAGUAGCAGUCCAUCUCCUGGCAUUAGCUAUUGAAAGCAGCCACGACACUCAAGCAAUUGCUGCUGCCUCUUCCUCGGCCUGUAACGUCGUGUCCAUUGCUCGCGUGGCCUUUCUGCAGCUCAGUCUCAUUCAAGUGAAUGGAAUUGAACUACAAUACCAAGCACAGCCACAAUACAAUGUACGAUGCUGUGCUUGGUAUAAUAGGCAGACAGCAGCAAUCUUCCAUGUGGUCGUACCCUUCAAGUUUACAUUUUUUCUUACCCCAACUUACCCAUAAGAAAAGUGAAUCAGUAUAACAAUAGCAUUAACAUGUGGAUUGUGUAGUAAAGCUUUAAUGUGUAUCAUCACAAUAAGACAUCAUUAUAAUAGUUAAAAAAAGAAAAACUCAAGAGGCAACUGUAUGGCUAUGUUCACAUUCAGGGAUUCUGUUCAGAGCCUCUGUCGCAGUUGUGUCACUUUUGAUGACAAGAAUAGUACCGUAUGCAGCGCUGUUCUUGCCCUCAAAACAACAGAAAAUAUGAACCAAACAGACCCCAUCAUAAGUCAAUCAGGUCCAUUGGCGCUCUUUGGAACUUCCAUAUGACUUUUCCAACACAGUGUUGUGACUUCUCUAAAUGGCAUGUUUGCAGAUGUGAACAUACCCUAUGAUACAAACAUUUCAGUAAAGCUAAAUAUUUCAAGCACUUAAUGUAUUAACAGAAAGUCAUAGAUUUAAUGUACUUCAUCACAGACUGAUAACACAUAGACAUGUGACAAUGUGUGUGUACAAGGACAGCUGUCAAUCACUAGGUCCACCGACGUGACCACUGAGCUCAGAAAGAGCAAAUAUUAAAUUAAUAAAUUACAAGGUUUACUGGAUCUUUUCCCAUAAAACUAUAUAUAAAUCUGCUCAGCUCCCCCGCUCUGUAAGAUGCUGCCUGCAUCUUCAUGGUUAAGUCUGUGAACACCAACCAAUCCCACACAUAUGGAGGGGUUUUUGGACUUGAACCUGUACAGCACAAUUUUCUGUGUAAACAUUUUUUACCGUAUAUUGUCUACUAUCUACAAAGGUUUUUUGUUUCAUUGUUUAGAGCAUUAGUCGGGUUCCCAGCUAACAGACAUCUACUGAUCUUAUCCUUUGCCCGUCUGAAUCUAGGAAGAAUUCCCCUCUAAUUGCAAUGUAAAGCACAUUCAGGGCUUUGUAUUGUGUGAGAAUGACUGAAGUAUAAUUUACAAGGAUUUUCCAAUCUUUCAAAAUUGUGUUCAAAAUGUUUAAAUGCAGCAAAAUAUAUUACCUACUAGCUUGCCAUGUGUAACUGAGAUGUCUCUGUAAGCCGGUCUGACAUGCAGUUACAGUUGCGUUCAAAAUAAUAGCAG
Messenger RNA from Bufo bufo (common toad), 4497 nucleotides. It is a transcript of the gene SYTL5, whose product is annotated as synaptotagmin like 5. Gene Ontology annotation, cellular component: exocytic vesicle; plasma membrane. The transcript has 19 exons. Gene Ontology annotation, biological process: exocytosis; intracellular protein transport. Lineage: Eukaryota; Metazoa; Chordata; Amphibia; Anura; Bufonidae. The coding region runs from base 252 to 2699 and encodes 815 amino acids. The record is from RefSeq and is a predicted model, not a curated record. Gene Ontology annotation, molecular function: neurexin family protein binding; small GTPase binding.